CACGUCAUUUUUGACCUGGCCAAGAAGCAAAACAAACAAAAAUGGGACGACUGUCAUUAUGUAGCGUUGUGGUGGUGUGAUUUUUUGAAAAUACAGACGUUUUUGUGCUGUAUUUUGUCGUUUCAAACAGUCAGUCACUGCGUACUGUUAACAGUUUAAUUUGGACUCUGUGAUGAGCUGCUCGUGUGAAAAUGGAUAGUGAUCUCAGCCCACAGGACAAGAAAGACUUGGAUAAAUUCAUCAAAUUUUUUGCCUUGAAGACAGUGCAAGUCAUAGUUCAAGCACGUCUCGGGGAAAAGAUCAGCACUUGCUCAUCCUCAUCACCAACAGGUUCAGACUGGUUUAAUCUGGCAAUUAAAGACAUCCCCGAGGUGACCCAUGAGGCAAAGAAAGCUCUUGCUGGGCAACUGCCUGGCAUCGGCCGAUCCAUGUGUGUGGAGAUCUCCCUUAAAACAUCAGAGGGGGACUCCAUGGAGCUGGAGACAUGGUGUUUGGAAAUGAAUGAGAAGUGUGAUAAGGACAUUAAGGUGUCCUAUACAGUUUAUAAUCGACUGUCUUUGCUGCUUAAGUCUUUACUGGCCAUCACCAGAGUGACACCUGCUUACAAGCUUUCACGUAAACAAGGCCAUGAUUAUGUCAUACUGUACAGGAUUUAUUUUGGAGAUGUCCAACUGACAGGUCUCGGGGAAGGAUUUCAGACGGUGCGGGUGGGUAUUGUAGGCACUCCAUUAGGCACCAUCACUUUGUCCUGUGCUUACCGCACUAACCUGGCCCUAAUGUCUUCAAGGCAGUUUGAGAGAACAGGUCCCAUUAUGGGUAUCAUCAUUGAUCAUUUUGUUGAGCGUCCCUUCACCAAUAUGGCACACAUGCAUCCCUGCAGCUACAGAGCACCCGGAGAGGAUGAUGGAGGAGCCUAUGCCGGGAUAGAAGACUCACAGGAAGUGUGCACUACGUCCUUUUCCACUUCCCCACCAUCACAGUGUGUGUGCACUGUAAGUCAGGCACAUUUUAAGACACCUAAGCCAGCUCUGAUGGCAACGCUGAAGGUUCCCCUCAUGGGGCUUGGCAUCUCACAGCAACUGUACAGCUCCCGUCUGUCAUAUCAGACUCCACCCCUGGGCACUGUCGAUUUGUGCCACCCUACAGCUUGUACUGCUGCUGCACAUCCUCACCAGAUGGUCGUGCCUGCUAAAGAGGGUGGAGUCCCACAGGUGCCAGCACAGCCAAAUCAUGGCACUGCAGCUGACCAUGGUCGUACCCCAUCAUGUCCUACUAGACAAUCACCACAACCAGCCCCACCCACAUCCUGCAGCAAUGAGGUGAAGACUGGGUCCCCAUCUGAUGCUCCAGAGACGACCUUCACCAGGAAAGUUGGAGCUUUUGUCAACAAAACCACCACUCAGGUGACGAUGACUGGUCUUGAUCUCCCUUUUGCUGCCUUUGCUCCAAGAGCCUAUGACCUGGAGGAGAAUGACCCAAUGGUGCAUCCUCCUCCAUCUCCGGACCCUUCAUCCCCACUGCAAGGCAGUCUGCAUUCAAAUAACUCUAGCCACAGCGGGGGGCAGCCACAAGAUGACUUUGUCAUGGUUGACUUUAAACCUGCGUUCUCUAAGGACGACCUUCUGCCAAUGGACCUGGGCACUUUCUAUAGAGAGUUUCAAAAUCCUCCUCAGCUUGCGAGUCUGUCUAUUGAAGUCAGCGCUCAGUCUAUGGCAGAAGACUUGGACUCGCUUCCAGGGAAACUGGCGAUUUAUGAGAAGAACAUUGACGAGUUUGAUGCUUUUGUGGACACCCUACAGUAGAUCCUUUUAAACCUCUUUACUCUUCUUUUGUUCACAAAUGAAGCAUCUUUCAUUGGAUGUUUUCUUUAAUCAUGUUUUAUGUCAGUUCUACCUUGAGAAAAAACUAUUACAAAAAUCAUCAUUAGGGAAAAAGUGAACAGAGCUUGGUUAAAUAAGAAAUCACCUGUUAAGAUACAAAGAAAAACAU
This is a messenger RNA of Paramisgurnus dabryanus, 1989 nucleotides long. It is a transcript of the gene atg13, whose product is annotated as ATG13 autophagy related 13 homolog (S. cerevisiae). Gene Ontology annotation, biological process: autophagosome assembly; mitophagy; piecemeal microautophagy of the nucleus. NCBI's taxonomy places the organism in Eukaryota, Metazoa, Chordata, Actinopteri, Cypriniformes, Cobitidae. The record is from RefSeq and is a predicted model, not a curated record. Gene Ontology annotation, cellular component: Atg1/ULK1 kinase complex; phagophore assembly site; cytosol.